AAAAAUGACAUAAAUAAUAACAAUACUAGUACACUGGGACAAGGGGAGUUGAGAUAUACACAUUGAGUGUUCAGUGUUGGGCUGUUCACCCAUAACGUAACAAGUAAGUUCCAGCACUGUAUUUUAUUCUCCUUUUUUCUCUCUCUCUCUUACCUUCCAUGGAAGCCAAUCUGAAUGUCACCGAUCUCUUUAGAUAGUUUGUGUGUUGGUUAAGGAAAGGGCUUCAAAGUGUCGUGUCUUCUAGGUUUCACUGCACGACGGUGGCGGAAUCUUCUUGCUUCCUUCUCUUUCGGAGAUAUACGAAUACCCUUUGAUUCAACUUUGGAUCUUCACCUCGGAUUUUCUUCCAUUGCUGGGUUUAACACACUUGGGGGUUUUCCCUGACCCAACUGUGUGCGACAACCACAAAGUACGAUCCUUUUAUUAUGUUCUUUUUCUUGAGAAGAAAAUGAAAAGGUCUUUCCAUUUACGUAUCUGAACGCUUGAUAAAUCACUGAGGAAUUAGUUAUAUUGAAAUUUAACAUCUAUGGUGUAUUCUUUCUAGAGGGGAAAGAAAAUGGCUACUCUUCAAGAUAUUACGCUUGCAGCUGCCUUGAACAUUUUGAGUGCAUUUAUUUUCUUUGUGGCAUUUGCUAUUCUGAGGCUUCAACCUUUUAAUGAUCGGGUGUACUUCCCAAAAUGGUACCUGAAGGGUUUAAGAACAGAUCCUGUAACCGGAGGAGCGUUUGUGCGCAAGUUUGUCAAUUUAGAUUGGAGAUCAUAUCUUAGGUUUCUGAAUUGGAUGCCAGCUGCACUUAGAAUGCCAGAACCUGAACUUAUUGAUCAUGCUGGAUUGGACUCUGUUGUUUACUUGAGGAUUUACUUGAUAGGACUUAAAAUCUUUGUUCCAAUAGCAUUCCUGGCAUGGGCAGUUCUGGUUCCUGUCAACUGGACUAGUACUGGGCUGGAAGCUGGAAUGAGCAACAUAACUUCGAGCGACAUUGAUAAACUCUCAAUUUCAAAUGUCCAUAGUCGAUCUCAAAGGUUCUGGGCGCACAUAAUAGUUGCUUAUGCAUUUACCUUUUGGACAUGCUUUAUUUUACUAAAGGAGUAUGAAAAAGUUGCCGCAAUGAGAUUGCAAUUUCUUGCAGCAGAAAAACGUCGUCCUGAUCAAUUUACGGUGCUUGUUAAGAACAUUCCACCAGAUCCUGAUGAAUCUGUAAGUGAGCUUGUGGAGCACUUUUUUCUGGUCAAUCAUCCAGAUAACUAUCUUACUCACCAGGUUGUUUAUAAUGCAAACAAACUUGCAAAGUUGGUUAAAAAGAGGAAGAAAUUGCAGAAUUGGCGUGUAUAUUAUCAAAAUAAACUUGAAAGAACUUCUGAAAGACCUCAAAUAAAGACUGGUUGCCUUGGUCUUUGCGGUGACAAAGUAGAUGCUAUUGAUCAUCAUAACACUGAAAUUGACAAACUGUCAAAGGAAAUAGCUUUAGAGAGGGACAAGGUCACCAAUGAUCCCAAGUCUAUCAUGCCUGCUGCCUUUGUUUCGUUUAAAACUCGAUGGGGUGCUGCAGUUUGUGCACAAACUCAACAAACCAGAAAUCCAACAAUGUGGUUGACUGAGUGGGCUCCAGAGCCUCGUGACGUUUAUUGGUCGAAUUUGGCAAUUCCAUAUGUUUCCCUCACUGUUAGAAGGUUGAUCAUAGCUGUUGCAUUUUUUUUCCUGACCUUCUUUUUUAUGAUCCCAAUUGCAAUUGUACAAAGUCUUGCAAGUCUUGAAGGAAUCCAGAAAGCAGCACCGUGGUUGAAGCCUCUUAUUAAUAUCCAUAUAAUUAAGUCAUUCAUUCAAGGUUUUCUACCCGGUAUUGCAUUGAAGCUUUUUCUCAUCUUCUUGCCCACAAUAUUGAUGAUCAUGUCAAAAUUUGAAGGCUUUGGAUCUAUUUCAUCUCUGGAGAGAAGAGCAGCAUCUAGAUACUAUCUUUUCAGUUUUGUGAAUAUAUUUCUUGGGAACAUACUUACUGGAUCAGCAUUUGAACAGCUGGACUCUUUCAUCCAUCAACCAGCCAAUCAAUAUCCUAUAACAAUUGGCACUGCAAUUCCUUUGAAAGCAAGUUUCUUCAUCACUUAUAUAAUGGUUGAUGGAUGGGCUGGUAUAGCUGCAGAGGUUUUGAUGUUGAAACCACUAAUCAUAUAUCACUUGAAGAAUUUCUUCUUGGUGAAGACUGAAAAGGACAGGGAAGAGGCUAUGGAUGCUGGGAGUAUUGGUUUUAACACUGGAGAACCUCGAAUACAGUUGUACAUUUUACUGGGUUUAGUCUAUGCUGCAGUGACACCUUCUGUUCUUCCUUUCAUAAUAGUUUUCUUUGGGCUGGCCUAUGUUGUGUUCCGUCAUCAGAUAAUCAAUGUUUAUAAUCAAGAGUAUGAGAGCGGUGCGGCAUUCUGGCCUGAUGUCCAUUUACGUGUCGUGAUUGCACUGAUAGUGUCACAGAUAGUUCUGAUGGGACUCCUGACUACUAAAAAGGCUGCUUCAUCAACACCAUUUCUGAUUGCACUCCCAAUAUUGACGAUAUGGUUCCAUAUAUACUGUAAAGGCCGUUUCGAACCUGCAUUUGUUAGAUAUCCCUUACAGGAAGCAAUGAUGAAAGACACAUUAGAACGAGCUACAGAACCGAACUUGAACUUGAAAGCUUACCUUCAGAAUGCGUAUGUUCAUCCAGUUUUUAAGGCUAGCAUUGAUGAUGAGGAUGAGGAAGAUGCAAAUAGUCAAAAGUGGGAAACUGAGAGUGUUACUGUGCCCACAAAACGGCAAUCAAGAAGGAACACACCAUUGCCCAGCAGAAUAAGUGGUGCAUCAUCAUCUCCGUCUCUGCCUGAUGCCAUUCGACAGCAACCGGAGCCAUAAAUCAUGGACCAAGGAAAUUAUAUUAUCAUUAUUGGACCCACCACGUAGCCUAGGAUAUGGACGUGCACAUGUAACAUACAAUGGGCUACAUAAGUUGACACGAGUUUCCAGCUUAAUCUGAGAAAACUGAGUGGUUUGUAAGAAGCUAGUGAUCGGCACAAACUAUAUAUAAAGUAGAGAGAUUCUUUGAUAGUAUUUCGGAUUUUGUUAAUAGUGAAUUUGUUCUCUUAGUAGAUAUAUACUUUCAAAUCUGUAUCACCAAGCAGAUAGAGGAUUUGCAUAACAUUACAACACGGAAUGCUGUAAAUUAUCCAAGAACUGAGCAUGGUUUAGAUUGUGUGUAUAAUUUUUUCUCUCUUUUAAUUA
Cajanus cajan (pigeon pea) is the source of this 3244-nucleotide messenger RNA. Its product is annotated as hyperosmolality-gated Ca2+ permeable channel 1.2. Gene Ontology annotation, cellular component: plasma membrane. The record is from RefSeq and is a predicted model, not a curated record. Lineage: Eukaryota; Viridiplantae; Streptophyta; Magnoliopsida; Fabales; Fabaceae. Gene Ontology annotation, molecular function: calcium-activated cation channel activity.